GCCAUCAAGAGAAAAGAUGGCGGAUGGUAGUUUAAAGUAUGUCGAAAAAAAUUAUCUCUGCUAUGUUUUACGCCUCUAGACGACAUUUUAUCUUGUUGGAAAACCAUUUAUAGAUAUUUAGGAACCUAUUCAAUAAUGCCUGAAGAAAAAGGCGGUGAUAAUGUUCGUGUUGUCGUCAGAUGCCGGCCCUUAAACGAAAAAGAAAAGGGUUCUGGUUGUUCUGUUUGUGUUCGUGUGAACGAAGCAAAUGGUACAAUAACUGUGGAAAACCCUUCGGCUCGAUCGGCAGGCGAGCCUCCAAAACGAUACACUUUCGAUCGUGUGUUUGCGCCAGAAGUUAAGCAAGUAGACGUAUAUACAGAUGCAGCACGGGCUAUCAUAGAAUCAGUUCUAGAAGGCUAUAAUGGAACAAUUUUUGCAUAUGGUCAGACUGGAACAGGCAAAACAUUUACCAUGGAAGGAAUACGUUCUAUCCCAGAGAUGAGGGGAAUUAUCCCUAAUUCAUUUGCUCAUAUUUUUGGUCAUAUAGCAAAGGUUGAUGGUGAUGUUAGAUUCCUUGUGAGAGUUUCAUACUUAGAAAUCUACAAUGAGAAUGUAAGGGAUCUUCUUGGUAAAGAUGAGCAUGCCAGUCUAGAGGUAAAAGAACGACCGGAUGUUGGAGUUUAUGUCAAAGAUUUAUCUUCUUAUGUAAUGAACAAUGCAGAUGAUUUAGACAAAACUAUGACACUUGGAAAUAAAAACAGGUCUGUUGGGGCAACAAACAUGAAUGAAAGGUCAUCACGUUCACAUGCAAUCUUUAGCAUUACAGUGGAAUGUAGUGAGAAAGGUCCAGAUGGACAACACCACGUGCGCAUGGGAAAACUCCACCUAGUUGACUUGGCUGGAUCUGAACGACAAACCAAAACAGGUGCAACAGGUCAACGUUUGAAGGAGGCAACUAAGAUCAACCUGUCACUAUCAACUCUUGGUAAUGUCAUAUCAGCUCUAGUAGACGGCAAAAGUACUCAUAUCCCUUACAGGAAUUCUAAAUUAACCAGGCUUCUACAGGACUCCUUGGGAGGCAAUUCCAAGACUGUAAUGAUUGCUAAUGUUGGUCCUGCAGAUUAUAACUUUGAUGAGACCAUAAGCACUUUGAGGUAUGCCAACCGGGCUAAAAACAUCAAAAACCAGGCUAGAAUUAAUGAAGAUCCUAAGGAUGCUAUGCUUAGGGAAUUCCAAAAAGAGCUUGAGAGACUUAGAGCCCAGCUUCAAGAUGAAGAGGGUGGAGCAACAGAUGAAAGCUCUUCUGAAGAAGAAGUAGAAGAAAAUGGUGUCAUAGUUAAAAGGAAAAAGAAUAAAAGGAAAACAGCAUCUCAUGCCAUUCCACCUGAAAAGAUUGCAGAAAUGCAGGCUAAGAUAGAGGCAGAGAAGGCAGCAUUACAAGCAAAGAAAGACAUGGCUGAAGAAGAACGUAAUGCUGCGGCCAAGGAACUCGAAAAAAGAGAAAAAGAUAUUUUUCAAGCACAGGAAGAACACAAAAAGCUUCAAGAUAAGCUGAAGGCAAUUGAAAGCAAGAUUAUUGUUGGUGGAGUAAACUUGCUGGAGAAAGCAAAGGAACAAGAACAUCUCUUAGAAGCAUCUGCAAAAGAGUUAGCAGAAAGACAUGCACGGGAAAGGGAACUACAGAAACUCAUUGAGGAAAAAGAGAUGGCUGAUCAGCAAGAGGAACACCAACGAGAAACCGAAGGACUCCUAGAAAAUAUCAGAGAACUGAGGAGGGAGUUACAGUGCCAGGCAAUGAUUAUAGACAGUUUUAUUCCACCAGAAUUUCAGGAGUUAUUGGAUCAUAACAAAUGUUGGAAUGAAGAGUUAGGUGAAUGGCAGUUGAGAUUCAUUGCCUAUACUGGUAAUAACAUGAGAAGAGCCACACCUAGUCCUGAUCCUAAAGAUAAACAUAAAGAGAUGAAUGAAACAGACAUAUCAGAUGUGUAUUUGAGUUACAGUUCAAUAGGAUACCCAACAUCAGGUGGAGAGCCAUCAAGGCCAAAAUCAAGUCGACCCAAAACAGCAAGCAGACCUAAGACUGCCAGCAGACCUAAAACAGGAAAAAGGAAGAAGAAUGGAGAUAGCAGUUUAUCAGAGAACAAAGAUGAAGGAGACAGUGAAGUAUUCCCUCAAUCUAGACGUCUGCUCAGUCCAAAGAAACACUUUGCAUAAUGGUUCAUGCAAACUUUGAAGCCUCAUAAUCAAUCCAGAUGUUUUACGGCCCUAUCAUACCCUGCUUCCAGUAUAACAUAGACACUGAUAAUUACAUAUUAAACCCUUUUACAGGACUAAAGGUACCAUGUUUUAAAGUUCAUUUUAAAAUGUGCUUAAAUUGGACUGGUUUUUCAUAAGAAAUUUGGACUUAUUUUUCUUCAUCAAUCGUUAAUUAUGUUAAAGUCAUUUAGAAUAUUCGAUUUGUCAGAUAAGGUAUUCUAAUUGACAAACUGAGCUUCUUCAUUACAAAACUUUUGUGCUACACAAUUAUUUGUAAGCCACCCAUUUCCAAAAUCCUGAAGUGAAUGUUAUCUAUUUUACUUCAUUAUUUAAAAGCACAACUUGAUGAGAUUUUCUCUUCAUUAUUAUAGAUCACUGUUUUGUGCAUGAUAGUUAUAUGAUAAAUAGCAGAACCCUUAGAGUGGAAUUCUUUCAGAAUUGCUAAAAGAAAUAUGACACUGUUUGUAAAUAGCAAUUGUUUUAAUAGCUUGUAAAUAAAUAAUCCAUCCAAACUA
Messenger RNA from Actinia tenebrosa (Australian red waratah sea anemone), 2753 nucleotides. Its product is annotated as kinesin-like protein KIF3A. The record is from RefSeq and is a predicted model, not a curated record. Gene Ontology annotation, biological process: microtubule-based movement. Gene Ontology annotation, molecular function: microtubule motor activity; microtubule binding; ATP binding. Lineage: Eukaryota; Metazoa; Cnidaria; Anthozoa; Actiniaria; Actiniidae.